This is a messenger RNA of Pyricularia oryzae 70-15, 402 nucleotides long. RefSeq lists its product as uncharacterized. The record is from RefSeq and is a predicted model, not a curated record. Bases 1 to 402 code for a protein of 133 amino acids. NCBI's taxonomy places the organism in Eukaryota, Fungi, Ascomycota, Sordariomycetes, Magnaporthales, Pyriculariaceae. The transcript has 2 exons.
AUGCAGUUCAAAACCGACGCGGAGCUUGUAGAUAUGCGGCUUCGGGAGCACCAGCUGGGGCUGACUGUUGGCUGGGUGUCUCGCACAAUUGGCGUCGGCAAACAGGCGAGGUGUAGAAGGCGAGUCAAGGCUCAUCAAUUUGCAGCUACGGGUGUCCCUGGAUCCACCCAAAGCAACAUGAAGAGAACCAGACCGACUUGGGAAAUCCAAGGAGGACGAGGGAGGACUGGAAGGGGGGGACCGAUUGGGGAAAUUAGCGGAUUGGUUCACACUGUACAAGUGCUACAGGGGGUUCCAUUGCAGGGGUGCCACCCAGAGCUAUACCAGGAGCAGACAGGCUACCAUGUGGUGUUCGCAUUAAUAGCGUGGGAAGUACCUGACUUUGCUGAGCUCGACAGCUGA